This is a messenger RNA of Amoebophrya sp. A120, 682 nucleotides long. The record is from the annotation of a GenBank genome assembly. Lineage: Eukaryota; Dinophyceae; Syndiniales; Amoebophryaceae.
AGGACUCGUCCACUUCUCUUGCAGAGGUGUUGGAUGGUGGACAACAAGGUAGAAAGCACCAGGAAGUGGCAACCACAGGCGCACCUCCUGUAGCAGGCGCGAAGCAAGACAUAGCGAAAGCGCGACAGGACGUCCGAAAGGAACAUCCGGACUUGUACAACGCCAUGUUGUAUUUGAUGGCACAGGACGUCGCUAUCCCAUCACAAAAAUCCCAGCAACAGUCCGGUGCGGUCACUGUUGCUACAGCGCAGAAGCAGAACAAUAGCAAGGGUGGUGGAGGAGCUUCAUCAGCAAGCAACAAUAGACACAACAACAAGCAGCCCUGUAGUUCAUCUACCGCAGCCCCCGCGCCGGUGCAGGUAGCGCGCAUGCCCUUGGUGGCGUACGACAAAACCCGAGAUGCGUACCAGGCGACAAAGCUGGGCACGGCGAUUGUGCGUUCCGGCAUGGAUAUUGAGACGGGGUACCAAACCUACGACAUGCUGAUGGCGAUGCGGAAGAAGCUUUUGACAGAGACGGAUCUGCACGUGUGCUACAUGUGCACUCCGUUCGCGAGCACGUACCAUGCGAGUGAUAAGAACAAAGCGGGCCACGUCGGCGGUCUGGUGGAAAACAAGGGGACGAUACUGCACACAAACACGACGAGCAAGAACAGCAAGGGGGGAGGAGGUGCUGGGGCACC